Ctenopharyngodon idella (grass carp) is the source of this 4386-nucleotide messenger RNA. RefSeq names its product C1q and TNF related 6a (gene c1qtnf6a). Gene Ontology annotation, molecular function: protein binding. The coding region runs from base 467 to 1183 and encodes 238 amino acids. Lineage: Eukaryota; Metazoa; Chordata; Actinopteri; Cypriniformes; Xenocyprididae. The transcript has 6 exons. The record is from RefSeq and is a predicted model, not a curated record.
CAGCCCGUUUCCGUUCACUGCUGUGGAGCGUGGCUUGUGUAACCAGAAAAAGUGAAGAAGAAAUGAACUCAGUGAACCAUAACAAAGUAGCCUUCUGAGAGGAGGAGGAAAAAGAAUAUGCUUUUUAAUUUACCUGACUUAACGUUUUUGUUACAUUUGAACAGCUUGGCAUCCUGGUCCUCAUAUAGUUUGAUCUCCCCGCUAGAAGGCGGUAGUGAGCUCAUGACUGAUAUCUGGAUCAAAACAUAGAAUGUAGGAGUUGUCACGCCUUUCAUGUAUAAACCACCGUUCAACAGUUUGGGCGAUGACGUGUUUUGUGGGCGGAGCCUCUACCUGGUGGCAGAAAAUGACAGUAGCAGUCUACGGAAGACACGGAAUAAAGGAAUAAAAGAAUAAAAAGAAGAAAGAAAUUGAAACUGCACACUGACCCAACGGCAGCAGCAAACGCAUAAAGUACAAUCGCACCAUGUUUGGGUUCCUCCUGCUUGCCUGUCUAUUUCUUCAUCUAGUAGUCUCCGUACCUCAACCGCCCUGCCGUCGAUGCUGCGACCACCUCCCACCACUAGAUGACGCUGCAACUAUAAGAGAAAGCAUGCCUGAGGUCCGCGCAUACAUCAACAUGACCAUUCUCAAAGGUGACAAAGGUGACCGUGGAGAAAGAGGAACUCCUGGGAAGCCUGGGAUUGAGGGUUCCCCAGGACCACGAGGGUCUGAAGGCCUUAAAGGAGAUAAGGGACAAGCCGGAGCUCCAGGUGACGCCUGCAAGUCCCAGCAUUCUGCUUUCUCAGUCGGCCGACGGAAGUCCCUUCACAGCGUUGACAACUACCAGGCCCUGAUCUUUGACACCAUCUUCGUCAACACCCCUGAACACUUCGACAUGUUUGCUGGGAAGUACCGCUGCCGCAUACCGGGAAUCUACUUCUUCAAUGUGAACAUCCACACGUGGAACUUCAAGGAGACGUACAUGCACAUCAUGCAGAACGACAGCGAGAAGGCCAUCGUUUACGCUCAGCCCAGCGACCGCUCCAUCAUGCAGAGCCAGAGCGUCAUGCUGCCUCUGCAGGAGGGCGACGAGGUUUGGGUCCGUCUCUACAAACGCGAACGCGAGAAUGCCAUCUACAGCGACGACGUGGACGUUUACAUCACCUUUAACGGAUACCUCAUCAUACCAGAGACUGAGUAAAACCAGAAACGGUGGCGGGAAGGAGUGAAAGGCAUGAUUAUGGACAAGAUGCUUGAAAAUGUGCCAAAAUGCUUGAGCAGUGAAGCAACUUUAACAAAACUGAAAAGCAUCCAAACAUUUCAUAUUAGAUUUCUGCAGUCCAAACGAAAAUCCCAGUGCAGUGCAGAGCAGAGAAAUCUGCUUUUCAUAUUCCACAGGAGUCUUGUAUGAAGAAAACCGGUAACUGUGUCCAAAAUGAAGUCCAGUGGUUCUCAACUGGUGGAUCACGACCCAAAAAUGGGCCACAAGUCUGUUCUGAUGGAACAACAAUGCUAAAUAGGCUACAAAUGAAAAAUGCAACUAUUCAUAUAAACAUCUUUAUCUUAAAAAAAAAAAAAAAUUUAAAAAGGAGGAGAAAACACUUUCCAUAUCUUUUGCUGUUGAAAUCAAAAUCUGUGCAUUCAAACUAUAAAGUAUCUAAACAAAAUUCAGUAAUUUGGUAUAAUUUUAUAUCACAUGGUACAAGCUUGUCAAAUUAGGCAGAUGCCCACAUGGGCAGGUUGUGUGACGUUAUAUUCAAAAACAAAUAAUCAAAUAUAAGAAGAAGAAAAUAUGGCUACAUCUAUGGGGUUUGGUGCCAACUAUGUUUUGAACUAUUGGCUGUCAAGAGCAUGAAGCCAUAGAAAUGCUAAAAUUCAUUGUAAUAUAAAUACAAAUGUUUUGUUGUUGUUGUCGUUGUUGUUGUUGUUUUUAGGGAUAAUUCUGUUUACUACUGGAUGAUAAACAGUUCUGAUCUCCAGCCUAAAAUCUGAAGCAAAGCCAGUUGAGAACCACUGAUGUAGCCCAGAUAUUUAGGUCUGUGUUUAAACUUUUUUCAAACCAUCCUAAGAUUUAUUAGCAGCGUCUGGGAAAUGGUAGCUGGUUUAUGUUAGUCGUGAAUGGAUGUUUACAUGUUGUAACUGACUAUCUGAACCUGCUGCUGACCUUUAACGGACAUUAACAGGAAACUGGAGUCGUAACAAAACAAGUUCAUCACGUCGAAGCAUAUUGGUGCUGUAGGAUGUUCUGGGUGGUGUUUAGUGGAUUUGCGGUGUUGUAGAUGGUUGUUAGGUCAUUGUUUACUAUCCCAAGUUAAAAGAGCCCAAGUCUCUGUUGAUAAUUUGGUCUCUUUUUUAACCCUUUAUCCGUCAGGAGAAAACCAGAAGUCUUAGAUGAAGUCUUAAGGAUUAGUUCACUUUUAAAUAAAAAUGACCCCAAGCUUUACUCACCCUCAAGCCAUUCUAGGUGUAUAUGAGUUUCUUCUUUAUGAUGAACACAAUCAGAGUUAUAUUAAUAAAUAUCCUGACGCACCCGAGCUUUAUAAUGGCAGUGGACGGGAUCAACGAGUACGAGCUGAAGAAAGUGUCUCCAUCCACAUCCAUUCAUCAUAAACGCACUCCGCACGGCUCCGGGGUUGAAUGGUUUCGUAAGUUGAAUAGGAAAGGCGGUCUGGCGGACGCUAGAUAUUUUACUUCAUAACUUGUUAAAUAUGUAUAUUUUUUUACACAAAUGCAUCGCUUCGCUUCAGAAGGCCUUUAUUAACCCCUCGGAGCCGUGUGGAGUGCAUUUAUGAUGGAUGGAUGUGGAUGGAUGCACCUUCUUCAGCUCAUAUAGUGACCCCUGUUCACUGCCAUUAAAGCUCGGAUGCGUCAGGAUAUUUAUUAAAAUAUCUCCGAUUGUGUUCAUCAUAAAGAAGAAAGUCAUAUACACCUAGGAUGGCUUGAGGGUGAGUAAAGCUUGGGGUAAUUUUCAUUUUAAAGUGAACUAAUCCUUUAAGCACCGUUUUUGAAGAGUGCGCAUGUGCGUACGUGCUCUGGUACGUAAAAACGAGCCUAUUAUUGAAUCUGGAAAUAAAGCAAAAUAAAUGAGAAAAAUGAGAAUUAGUAAUCAGAUGCCAUGUAUAUUAUAUAUAUUUAUAGCAAAAUAUCUAGCAUUAAUUCGAUCUCAAACGGAUUCAUUUAAAGAAGUUAUUACUCACCACCUGCGUGACAUCAUUCACCACCGUGGCUGAACGACAGGUUUGUGACAAUGCGGUUUUGGGAAACAGUUGUGACUAGCUAGUUGAUUUGUUCAACAAUGCAUCGUACUAUGGUAGUGAAGCAGCGAGUUAUGUCGUUGUACGGGAAAUACACACCUGGUCAGGGUUUUUGGAAAAAAAAGAAAAAAAGUUUAAUAUACACUACUGUUUAAAAAUCUGAGGUUGUUAAGAUUUUUAGAGUUUUAUGAAAGAGGUCUCUAUUCUCAAAAACUGACAUAUUGUGAAAUAUUAUUACAACUUUAAAUAGCUGUUUCUAUUUAAAUAUAUUUUAAAAUGUAAUGUACUCAUGUGGUCAAAGCUGUUUUGUGGAAACGUGACACUUCUUUUUUCAGGAUUCUUAGAUGAAUAGAAAGUUCAAAAGAACAGCAUUUAUUCGAAAUAGAAAUCUUUUGUAACAUUAUAAAUAUCUUUAAUGUCACUUUUGAUCAAUUUAAUUUAAUGCAUUCUCGCUGAAUAAAGAAAUUAGUUUCUUUGAAAACAAAAAUCUUACUGACCCCAAACUUUUGAACAGUACUGUAUUUCAAGAAUAUGUCAUCAAAAACACGUCAUUUGCCGGUUUUAAAUGGGCCAAGAGCCCUGAGAAUGUCUGCUUUGAGUGUGUGUGGUGGUGUAUGGCUCUGUUUAUUGGAAGGAGGGGGGCUUUUUUUUUAUGUUAAACAGGAUGUAUGUGGCUUUCCUUUUUCAGUAGCAAGAAUCCACUUGAGAGAGACUUAGAUGAUAGAAAUAUAGAGAGGGAGAGCAAGAUUAAAUGAUCUGAAACCACAAGGUACAGAUCUCUGCCCCAACCAAUGACUUAAAAGAGACUUCAAUACAAGCUGGUUGUUGGUUUUGUAUCUUAAUCCGGCUUCGGCCUGGACUGCAGAAUCCGGAUCUCAGGAAUGUAGUGAUAUAACAUCUGAGAUAACAAGUAAAGAAAUGGUGCUGAAUAAUAAAAAAACACAAUUGUUACCAAAGGAAUCAGGUGCUAAUAAUUAUUUGUAUUUUGAACACAUCAGGUGCUAUAAAUAACAUACUUGACUGUGAUUUUAAAAAGGGUUUGGUUUGUAUAUUAACAUCUCAGUGGUGCUUUAUGUUAAUGUACUGUAUGGAUGUCUAGCAAUUUUUUUUGCUGAUUUUAAAUAACACAAUAAAGGGUUAAUUUCACUGA